Messenger RNA from Plasmodium fragile, 1785 nucleotides. RefSeq names its product arginine-tRNA ligase. The transcript has 8 exons. The coding region runs from base 1 to 1785 and encodes 594 amino acids. Gene Ontology annotation, molecular function: arginine-tRNA ligase activity; ATP binding. Gene Ontology annotation, cellular component: cytoplasm. Lineage: Eukaryota; Apicomplexa; Aconoidasida; Haemosporida; Plasmodiidae. The record is from RefSeq and is a predicted model, not a curated record. Gene Ontology annotation, biological process: arginyl-tRNA aminoacylation.
AUGGAUUGCUUAAUAAAGAAGAUCAAACAGGUGUUUCAACACUCCAUCCAGAAAUGCUUCCCCACAAUUAACGAAGAAGUCGUGGUUACCUACGCCAAUGCGAAAUUCGGCCACUUCCAAUGUAACAACGCCCUUAACAUAUUCAAAAAGUACGGAAAGGAAUUGAACGUGGAAAAUGCGCAGAAACUCUCACAGCUAAUAAUAGACAACAUCAGCGAGAGUUUUUUUGAGGAAAUUAAAUCAUCGCCACAGGGUUUCAUAACGGUCAAAUUGUCCAAAGAGUACAUAGAAAAGUCGCUACUAAAAUUGUAUAAAAAUAACAAAAUUGAAAUAAGCGUAAAUAUAAAUGAAGUGAAGGGUAAAGAGGAUGCAGACUACAAUAGAGUGUUGGUCGAUUUCUCUUCCCCAAAUAUUGCCAAAGAAAUGCAUGUCGGACAUUUAAGAUCAACCAUAUUAGGAGAUAGCAUAUGUAAAAUUUUCGAGUUCUUAAAUGUAGAAACGCUUAGGAUUAAUCAUAUUGGGGACUGGGGUACACAGUUUGGAAUGAUUAUAAAUUAUAUAGUCACCAAUUAUCCGAAUUUUAAGGAGAACAUGCCAGAAUUAACAAAUUUGACCAGUUUGUACCAAGAGGCUAAAAAGCUGUACGAUGCAGAUAAAGAAUUCGAAAAAAACUCUAAAAGUUAUGCCAUCAAAUUGCAAAAUAAUGAUGAAGAUUGCUUAUUUAUUUGGAAAAAAAUAUGCGAAAGUAGCAAAAAAGAAUUCGACAAAAUAUAUAAAAUAUUAGACAUUAAUUUAGAGUAUGUUGGAGAAUCACACUACAUCAGUAUGCUUGCAUCAGUUUUGCAAAUGUUAAAGGAUCAACAGCUGUUGUCAAAUGUUGGAGAUGCUAUAUGUUAUCAGUCAGAAAAUUUCAAUGUCCCAUUAUUUUUACAAAAGUCCAAUGGUGGAUAUGGCUACGAUUCUACAGAUGUUUCUGCUCUUCAUUACAGAUUACAAAAAUUAAAUUCUGAUUGUGUUAUUUAUGUUACGGAUAAUGGACAGUUAUCACAUUUCGAAGCUAUAUUUGAGCUAGCCAGGAAAGCAAAAUGGGCAGGGGAAAAAACCAAGUUAGUUCAUGUUGGGUUUGGUCUUGUCUUAAAUGCAGAUAAUAAAAAAUUCAAAACGAGAAGUGGCGCCACCAUAAAGCUCAUUAAUCUUAUCAACGAGGGGACUGAACGAGCCAAGAAAGAUCUACUCGAAAGGAUUCAGUUGAAGAGCGAAGAGGAAAAGAACUACUUUAAAGGCGUAGACAUAGAUAAGCUGAGCGAAGAGCUGUGUGUGAGUGCCAUCAAGUAUUUCGACAUCAAGCAACACAGAAACACGGACUACAAGUUUUCCUAUGAUAAUAUGCUGAACGUGAAAGGAAACACGGGAUUGUACAUUAUAUACGCCUACUCAAGAAUGUGCUCGAUUUUUAGAAAGUGCAGCGUAGAUAUGGACGCACUGUCAAAAGAUGAGCUGAACCUAGUUAGCCCGUACGAAAUAAACCUAGGAUUGCACAUUUUAAAAUUCCCCGACGUCUUUUAUUUUAUUUUGAAAAAUAUGCUAAUUCACAAAUUGGCCGAGUACACCUACGACUUAACGACCACAUUCACGGCGUUCUACGAAAACUGCAAAGUUCUAAACAGCGAAAACGAGAAAACGAGACUAAUUCUGUGUGCCAUAGCAAAGUCAUUAUUACAGAUAGGCAUAUGGGCAAAUAUUUGUUUAAGACUCCUGGGCCUGAAAGCCAUAGAAAAACUGUGA